AACCAACCCAUUGCUUUAUAAGAUUACACGAUAACUUCAAUUUUCCAUUUACAAUAUUUUUCUCUUGGAAUGUUUAUUAAUAUUUUCCUAUUCACACUUAAGAUACUUUUGCGAUCAGCUCCGUUAGCUUCUUCAACAUGGUUUCUUUCUUCCUGUGGUAAAUAUUUUGGCCUCGAUACGUUUGUUGCAACGUAAUUUGCGAAGACGACUCCACCAGUUUCUUCCAUUGUGAACGUACCAAUGUCGAUAUUCAUCCUGAUCGAAGGACCUGCGUGUCCAUAUAUCAGGAAGUCGACGCACUCCGAGUGUAGGCUUAAUGGUUCCUGGUGACCCUCUAUUAGGUAUACUAUGUAAAAAAAUUAUUUUAAAAAAAUUGACGCAGUUCAUUUUUGAAAAUAAAUAAAAUAAACAGAACAUCUUGACAAGAUAUAUUUAUGAUGUUAAUAUAUUGCCUUGAAGAUUUAAAGACAAUGGAAAAGAAAUUGUAUUUUUCUUUUAACCAAUUUCAUUUUCUUUCUUCUGACUUUUUUUAAGGAUGUAGUUUCUACUAAUAAAUCUUUCUGAUUAUGUUGAUCGUGGUCACGUCGAUGUUCGUCGUUGGAGGUCUUAAUGUUCGAAUCUCAGCUUCGAUGUUCUUCUUCGACUCCUCGAUGUAAUUGUGACAUCAAAAGUCAUAAUUUUACAAAAAUGCCAAAUGUAAAACAUUUUACUUAGUAGUAUAAUGCGUCUAAUGUUAUUUCAUAAGAAGUGGCUUGAGGUUUGUCACCAUUAUCAAUCUUUUUGUUUAUCGUUAUCAACUUUGGAGCUUGAUCAAUGAAUAUUGAUAACAGAAAGCGAUUAAGAUCCUCAAAAACUUCCAAAGCGAUUACUUCUAGACCAUUUCUAUUAGAGAGAAAAAGCAUAUCACAAUAAUUUGGUCACCUUGUAAACAAGUUUGUUUUACAAUAUUGAAACUUACUGAGAUAAUAGAUAAUUACAUAGAUUUACAAAUAAAUAUCGCUUAGUUUAAACAUUUGGUGUCUAUUCAAAAUAAUUCUUUCAAGUGGAAAUUGAAGGAAACAAAGCUACUUCAUACAAGAGAACUCAUCUAAUUGUAAGUUACUGCGAAAAAUGCGUGAAGCUUAGGAGAAAAAGUUGGGAGGAAGAAUGUGAUAAAAAAGAUUGUGAUACUAAGAAAUUAACUGGUUCUGUGACUAAACUGAUAAAGCAACAGGUAUAUAUCGGCGAGCACGUCCGUACUCUCAUAUCCACAGUGACAGUAAUUGUGAGUGGCAAUAGUACAGUGACAAACAAAUAUUCAAUUAUGAAGAGAUUUCUAGGUAUCGUUAUUGUGAUUGCAUUUGCAGCAACUGCAAGUUCGGCAAUCAAUUGCACUAAUAAUAUAUGCCUGGCAAGUGGAUCGCAGCACACUAUGUGCAAGUAUAAGAGUUCGAAUCCGGCAGCAGCCUGUGGCGAAGUAAUAUCUGUGGGAUUAACAACCAAAGAGCGAAGGGAAAUUGUUAAUGCACACAACAAGCAUAGAUCAUUCGUGGCUCAGGGUUAUGAAAUAAAAGGAAAUCCAGGACCACAACCACCGGCAAAGAAUAUGCCAAAAUUGGUUUGGGACAAUGAACUAGCGCAAAUAGCUCAGAGAUGGGCAAUCCAGUGCGAAAACAUUGUCGAUGGAUGCAGACACGUUGAUAGAUUCCUGGUCGGGCAAAAUUCGGCUAGAAAAGAGACUACUGGUAAUGUGACUGCAACACCAUCAGAUAUGGUGGACAUAUGGUACAAGCAAGUAGGAAAUAUGGACCGCAAUAAAGUUUCCGGACUUACAAGUACAAGCGGCGUGAGUGCUUACACUCAAUUAGUUUGGGCCAAGACAAAGUUCAUUGGUUGCGGUAAAAUAGCAUAUAAUGUAAGUUCGCACGAGUAUUACUCUGUGGUAUGCAAUUAUGGUCCAAGCGGUAAUUUUAUGCCUGAACCAGUGUACGAAAUCGAAUUACAACGCAAAUAAUUUGAAAAACUUUGUCUGAAUUGUUAUGAACUAAUAAAAGAUAUUUUUAAGAACAAA
Osmia bicornis bicornis is the source of this 2050-nucleotide messenger RNA. Its product is annotated as venom allergen 3-like. The transcript is spliced from 5 exons. The coding region runs from base 1304 to 1993 and encodes 229 amino acids. Gene Ontology annotation, cellular component: extracellular region. The record is from RefSeq and is a predicted model, not a curated record. Lineage: Eukaryota; Metazoa; Arthropoda; Insecta; Hymenoptera; Megachilidae.